AUGGUUAUGAAAAUUACAGGUUCGAUGGCCGAUGUGCCCAAGGACCUUCUCCAGGAGGUGAAGAAGUUGGAGCAGCAAUUCACUGUUCCCACUGAGAAGCUCAAGGCCAUCAGCAAGCACUUCAUCUCUGAGCUUGACAAGGGUCUGAGUGUUGAGGGCGGUAGCAUCCCCAUGAACCCGACCUGGGUCAUGUCUUUCCCCGAUGGCUACGAGACUGGAACCUUCCUCGCAUUGGAUAUGGGAGGCACUAACCUCCGUGUCUGCGAGAUCACCCUGACGGACCAGAAGUCUGAGUUCGACAUCAUUCAGUCCAAGUACCGCAUGCCCGAGGAGCUUAAGACUGGACAGUCCGAUGAGCUCUGGGAAUACAUCGCCGACUGCUUGGCUCAGUUCAUCGAGACUCACCACCCCGACCACCCCAAGUCCGAGAAGAUUCCCCUCGGUUUCACCUUCUCCUACCCUGCUACUCAGAACUACAUCGAUGAGGGUAUUCUGCAGCGAUGGACCAAGGGCUUCGACAUCUCUGGAGUCGAGGGCCACAACGUCGUCCCCUUCCUCGAGACUGCCCUGGACAAGAGAGGCGUCCCCAUCAAGCUGACGGCUUUGAUCAACGACACCACCGGAACUCUGAUCGCCUCGGCUUACACUGAUACCAAGAUGAAGAUCGGCUGCAUCUUCGGCACCGGCUGCAACGCUGCCUACAUGGAGAACUGCGGCUCCAUUCCCAAGCUCGCCCACAUGAACUUGCCUCCCGACACUCCUAUGGCCAUCAACUGCGAGUGGGGUGCCUUCGACAACGAGCACAAGGUUCUCCCCCGCACUCCCUACGAUAUCAUCAUCGACAAGGACUCCCCUCGCCCCGGUCAGCAGGCCUUUGAGAAGAUGAUUGCCGGCCUCUACCUCGGCGAGAUCUUCCGUCUCGUCCUGGUUGACCUCCACGACAACAAGAAUGUCCACAUCUUCGAGGGUCAGGACAUCGCUUUGUUGCGCAAGGCGUACACGCUCGACUCGUCCUUCUUGUCCGCGGUUGAGGACGACCCCUUCGAGAACUUGCAGGAGACCUACGAUCUGUUCAUCGCCAAGCUCAACCUCAAGCCCACUCGCCCCGAGUUGGAGCUCAUCCGUCGCCUGGCUGAGCUUAUCGGCACUCGUGCUGCGCGUCUCUCCGCAUGCGGUGUCGCCGCCAUUUGCAUGAAGAAGGGCUACGAGAGCUGCCACGUCGGUGCCGACGGCUCCGUGUUUAACAAGUACCCCCACUUCAAGGCUCGUGGUGCUCAGGCCCUUCGCGAGAUUCUUGACUGGCCCGCUAAGAAGAACGCCAAGGAGGAGGACCCCAUUGAGAUCCUCGCCGCUGAGGAUGGUAGCGGUGUUGGUGCCGCUCUUAUUGCCGCUUUGACUCUGAAGCGAGUCCAGGAGGGCAACAUGGCUGGUAUCCUGCAUCCCGAGAACUUCAAAUAA
Colletotrichum karsti is the source of this 1458-nucleotide messenger RNA. Its product is annotated as hexokinase. The transcript is spliced from 5 exons. NCBI's taxonomy places the organism in Eukaryota, Fungi, Ascomycota, Sordariomycetes, Glomerellales, Glomerellaceae. Gene Ontology annotation, cellular component: cytosol; mitochondrion. Bases 1 to 1458 code for a protein of 485 amino acids. Gene Ontology annotation, biological process: intracellular glucose homeostasis; glucose 6-phosphate metabolic process; glycolytic process. Gene Ontology annotation, molecular function: D-glucose binding; mannokinase activity; ATP binding. The record is from RefSeq and is a predicted model, not a curated record.